AGCCGCUCUAUCUCCCAAGAUCUAUCAAUAGUGAGGGUGGCUCGCCAUGGGCGAUUUCAACGCUUCAGACGGGCCGAACAAGGCCAGCCGCUCAUCCGUGGAUGAGCUGCUGAUGACCGCGGCCAAGGAGAGUGCGAAUGCGCCCAACCGGGCCUUGAAGCGGCGCGUACGACAGCGCCUGCACAAGAAGCUCGGGGCCAUCCUAACCUUGGAGGAGUUUGAGCGGGCGAAGGAGCGCUUCCGCGCCAUGGAGGAGGAGCAACCUGGCCGCGCGACAUGGCAGACCCCGGACGCCAAAGCCAAGCCUCGAAUGGGCUCCGGCUAUGCCAGCCAGCCAUCGCAGCUGCCGCAGCCCAUGUCCAUAGGAUUGUCUCCAGAAUGGGUCGGGCUUCAGGCAGCCCCUGGGACCAUCCCGGUGAGCGCCUUGCCUGCCUUUCUUCCAGUCAGAGAGGUGGUGCUGCCGGGACAAAGUUGGUGCCACGAGGAGGGCGGCCUGGAGCCAAACAUGCAAAUCCUAGAGAAGACUUUGGAGAUCCUCUGGCGCGGCGAGCAGGAUGACGAACAUCCGAUGAUACACGAUCAAGGGCUUCUGAGGCAGCUCUCCGAACAAUGAGCUGUCCUGCGUGCGCCAUAAGUCUUGUGCAACUUGUGGGGGUGUU
This is a messenger RNA of Effrenium voratum, 659 nucleotides long. The record is from the annotation of a GenBank genome assembly. NCBI's taxonomy places the organism in Eukaryota, Dinophyceae, Suessiales, Symbiodiniaceae.